CACGCACAUCCCUUCAGUCCAAAUCACUGAAUAUAAAGCAAAUUUUUUGCUUCCCAAAAAAUACAACUAGCUUUUUUCAUUACAUAAAAUACAUUUUUUUAAUUUUCAAAUUACAAUCCACAUCUGUAUCUGUGAUGCCUUGGCCUUUUGUUUUGGACCUUUUUGCAGUAUGUUGUUUCUAUCUAGAUAUAUGAGUACUACUCCUAUUGAAAUGUGUGAAUUAUGGGAUGAUUGAAUAGAGGUUGCGAGUGUACGCUGUUCAUCAAAAAACAAGUUGGAUUUUUUACAUUUUUGUGAGGAAUCUGUAGAGAUUUUUCCCCCUUUACUACCUCUUUGCUAUGAGAUAGGAAUAUCUAGGAUCAGUUCAAGUUGCGUGGAAUUCACGUACAAACUCAAUUCCCAGAUCUCAAGGCUUGGUUUUCAAGAAUAUACCCCUCAUUUCUUGGUUUCACUUCAUCCCAUAUUUGUGAAGAAAUCUACUCCGUUUGGUUCAAAACAGCAUCUUUAUCAUCUGGGCCUUUUGUUUUUGGGGUUUUUUGCCUGUAGUUGUCGAAUUUCAUAGAGAUUCAGUGAGAAGAUUGUGGUGAUUUGGGAUUUGAACCGAGUGAAAAGUGGGAAACUUUCUUUGGUUAUGGUGGUUUUGGGCUACUUUAGUUGGUAUCAUUUGUUCUAUGAAGGGAAUGAGAAUUAUGCAGAGAAGGUGAAAUUAGUGGAUUGAGUAUGGAAAGAGGAAAGUUUCUGCUGUGGCAAGUGGGAUUGCUGGUGUUGGCAAUAAUUGAGCCUUCUUAUUCAACUCUAUCUCCUUCUGGUGUGAAUUAUGAAGUUGUUGCUCUAAUGGCGAUAAAGAACGACUUACAUGAUCCUUACAAUGUGCUGGAGAAUUGGGAUGCUAAUUCUGUUGAUCCUUGUAGUUGGAGAAUGGUUACUUGUGCCCAAGAUAAUUAUGUCUCUGCUCUAGGACUACCUAGCCUUGGUUUGUCCGGAACUUUGUCGCCCGGAAUAGCGAACCUCAGUAAUUUGCAAUCUGUGUUACUGCAAAACAAUGCAAUCACCGGUACUAUUCCAGCUGCUGUUGGGAGGUUAGAAAAGCUUCAAACACUCGACCUCUCUAAUAACGAGCUGACCGGUGAAAUUCCCAGUUCUUUGGGAGAUCUGAAGAACUUGAACUACCUGCGGCUUAACAAUAACAGCCUUACUGGACCCAUUCCCGAAUCGCUGACCAAAAUCGAGAGCCUCACCCUCGUGGAUCUUUCCUUCAAUAAUUUCAGUGGCUCGUUGCCGAAAAUUCCUGCUAGAACGUUCAAAUUAGUUGGGAAUCCUCUAAUUUGUGGACAGAAUCAAAACAAUUGUUCUGUUGUCUAUCCAGAGCCUUUGUCCUUCCCACCAGAUGCUGUUAAAGGUCAAUCAAACUCUGGAGCGAAACAUCAUGUUGCAGUUACUUUUGGAGCAAGCUUUGGUGGUGCUUUUUUUAUAAUUGCCGUUGUUGGCUUGAUUUUUUGGUGGCGUUACAGGCGCAAUCAGCAGAUAUUCUUUGAUGUUAAUGAGCAAUAUGACCCCGAGGUACGCUUAGGGCAUUUAAGAAGGUAUACUUUUAAGGAACUCAGAAUCGCAACGGAUCAUUUCAACACAAAGAAUAUAUUGGGAAAGGGAGGAUUUGGUGUUGUAUACAAGGGUCGCUUGAACAACGGGACUGUGGUGGCCGUGAAAAGGAUAAAGGAUUACAAUGCUGUUGGUGGAGAGAUACAAUUCCAGACGGAAGUAGAGUUGAUCAGCUUGGCUGUUCAUAGGAAUCUCCUCCGACUUUGGGGGUUCUGCUCGACUGAAAGUGAGCGACUCCUAAUCUAUCCUUACAUGCCAAAUGGCAGCGUCGCAUCCAGACUCAAAGACCAUAUCCAUGGGAGGCCGGUACUGGACUGGUCGAGGAGGAAGAGGAUAGCGCUGGGCACUGCACGUGGCUUGGUGUAUCUGCACGAGCAGUGUGACCCCAAAGUCAUCCAUCGCGAUGUCAAAGCUGCCAACAUUCUGUUGGACGAAGACUUUGAGGCUGUGGUUGGCGACUUUGGAUUGGCAAAGCUCUUAGACCACCGCGAUUCUCAUGUCACCACAGCUGUCCGCGGCACUGUUGGUCAUAUAGCGCCUGAAUAUCUCUCUACAGGGCAAUCAUCCGAGAAGACUGAUGUGUUUGGGUUUGGAAUCCUACUCCUCGAGCUGAUCACAGGGCAGAAAGCAGUUGAUUUUGGGCGGGGAAACAACCAGAAAGGAGUUAUACUGGAUUGGGUAAAGAAGCUCCACCAAGAAGGGAAGCUGAGCCUUAUGGCAGACAAAGAUCUAAAGAAUGAGUACGACAGAAUGGAGCUUGAAGAAAUGGUUCAGGUGGCACUUCUGUGCACUCAGUUCAAUCCGUUGCAUCGCCCUAAAAUGUCGGAGGUCUUGAGAAUGCUGGAAGGCGACGGCCUAGCAGAGAAGUGGGAACAAUCACAGAACAACGAGACCACACCUAGAUUCCGAACAUUUGAACAACCUAUUCAGAGAUACUCGGACUUCAUUGAGGAGUCCUCCCUCGUAGUCGAGGCUAUGGAGCUCUCGGGGCCAAGGUAGCAUAGCAUCUUUUCAUGAGGUUCGUUUGUCUUCUAAUACUACUAAGCUAAGCUAAAAGCUUUGAAAAAUUUGCAUUCACUCAUCAUGUCUAUAGUGUUUGUUUGAACCUCUGUAUUUGAAAUCACCUGUAUAAAAGAAAGAAAAAGUUAUGUGCA
Messenger RNA from Salvia hispanica, 2753 nucleotides. RefSeq names its product protein CLAVATA3 INSENSITIVE RECEPTOR KINASE 1-like. The record is from RefSeq and is a predicted model, not a curated record. Gene Ontology annotation, molecular function: ATP binding; protein kinase activity; protein binding. Gene Ontology annotation, biological process: protein phosphorylation. NCBI's taxonomy places the organism in Eukaryota, Viridiplantae, Streptophyta, Magnoliopsida, Lamiales, Lamiaceae.